CCAUCGCGAGAGCGGGCGGCGGGGCCGGGCCGCCGCCAUGCCAAGGCGGAGCCCUCCGCACCCGCCCCGCCCCGCCCCGCCCCGCCCGCCGCCAUGUCGGAGGGCCCGGUCCCGGAGGACGGGCCUUGCCCCGGCCCGGCGAUGGCUGCGGCCCCGGCCCGGCCCGCCCCGCUGCGGGGGUAUGUUAUUGACGGCCAGAAGCGGGGGGACCCCACAGGAGGGGGGUCGGGCCGCGGCGGGUCCCGCCGGCUGCCUGUGGGGGUCCGAGUGCUGCGGGCCGGGGUCCAAUCUAAUCCACAGAUGUAAUUCAUCUAAAUUUGUAUUUAAUAUUGAGUACUGAGGGGAUCUUGACAUGGGAUUGUAAACUGGUAUUUAACCCUUUUCUCCCUGAGGUCGCAUCCACAUCAACUCAAAGCAAUCCACCAAGGAGUUCGUAAGAUUCUUAAACUCCACACUUAAUCUAGACGCCAGGUUCUAAUGCCUCUCCCGCAUGUUUGUAGAGUGCUCCUGUCUGACUUGGGAAGUGCUGCUGGUUGCUGGACGCUUCCAGGCAGAAUUUGGCCAGAAAGCAGCCUUUCCUCCCUCUGAUACUGGCCUAUGACUUAACUAACUAUAAAUAAAUAAUUAACAUACUAGGAAGGAAAUGUUCUCUAUAUACCAGCAAGGCAGAAUCUGAACUUCCACUUUGAAAGAAAUAUUUAUAUUAAAUAUAUAGCUUUGAUAAUCAUAACAUAUAGCCAAAUAUAUAGCUUUGAUAAUCAUAAAUUAUUAUAAUCAUACUUUACAUACCAGGCACUAGCAAGUCCAGUGAGGUAAGAUUUGCUUAGCUGUGAAUUCUGAGGUAAGGAUGGCGCCUUCGAGGAGGAUGGUGAGAUGCUGAGUGAUGGAAUAUGUACAUUUUUCUACAACAUGCUAAGCGUUUUUCACAAUGAAAUCCUAAAAUUAGAGAAAUUGAAUUUUAUCUGUGCUGAAAUUGGAUGUAAUAGGCUAACUGGGGGAUAGGUUGCCCUUCAACAGUUAGUGGCAGUUUAUGUGGCUAUCAGUGUAAACUUCACCUAAGAUCACAGAACAGAAAAACGCAGUGUGAAGAGGAAAUAAAAAAUCAUUGUUUUUGAACACCCAUUGAUUUCAGCACAGUUACCUUAACUUGACUGAGCUCUUUAAAAUUGUAACCUAGACUGAAACCAAAAAGCAAUCUGCGUGGAGUGUUAUUGAGUACUGAGAGAUUCAAGAGAAUCUGUGUGUGUACCUCAGGGGUCACGUAUUAACAGCAUGAGCUGAUGUUCUGUCUUCAUAGCUCUCUAAUUUCAUAAAACCCAUGUAACUUCCUACCUCAAACAAACAGGGUGCAUAAACCUGCCAAAUGUGGAGUCUGUUAAAUUUGAGCUUUAAUAAAAUCAAUUUCAGUCUUACAAACAGGCUUACCAACUGCUUAAAACAUGCUAAAAUAUUAAAGCUGGUAAAUCUCAUUAUUUCAAAUUGUUCUUACAAUGAUUGAACAUUGAGACCAAAAUAAAUAUACUGUUGGACACAAAAGCAUGAUAUGAUAAAGAACCGGUGUUUCCCUAAAAUGCCCUAAAAUUUUAACAGUCUUUUUUUCUCUCGUGGCCACCAGUUCCGUAGGAAGUGGGAACGUGCUGGAGCCCAGGUCUGUUAGCACUGUGUUGCACAGAAAGAGGACAUGGCCAGGAGCCGUAGGAUGGAAAGAGACGGGGACAGUUGUUCUUCUGGAGGCAGCUGCAAUCCUGACGUUGUCUGCGAGAAGCGCUUGUUUAAAUCCAGAGCGUCCGAGUCCCUUGUGCAGCCGGCGUGUAGUCACCGUCACUGUGCCUUCCCUUUGAAUGGAAACGAGUUGUGCAUCUGGAAUACAGCGGCUGCUCAGCCAUUACAUUUGUCAGGACAUCAUUGCUCAAUUUCUGCCCUGUCAUUUGGAAGUAAAAUCAAUCCACUUCUUGUCUGCUCCGCUUCUCGGGAACGCGUGAUAGUGUGGAAUCUUGAUGAAUGCAGACAGAAGAUGCAAGAAGGGUUAACGCCUCGAGGAAUUGUUAUAGGAACCCUUUUGGGAAUGGUGCUUCAUGUAAGAUUUAGUCCGGAUGAUCAACAAGUGGCAGUAUGUGCUGGAAAUAGGAUCUACAUGUUAAGUGCAAAGAAGGAAGCUAUACAAGCUGAAUUGGCUGGCCACCUGGCUCCAGUGACUGCUGCCGAGUUCUGCACGUGGGAGAAAAGUAUGCUUAUAUCAGUGUCUGAAGACAGAACCUUUAAGGUGUGGGACUACUCUACAGGCCGGUUAAUGUAUCAGUCAGGAGUAUUAACAGCAUUUCCUUUGCUAAGUCUGCUAAUUGAUGAAGAAAAUAAACAGAUUAUCACUGGAUGUGCUGAGGGACAGCUUUGGACCUUCAGUUUAAUCAGUGACCAUAAUUAUCGCUGUGUGGCACAUAUCAACUUAAAGAAAGAGCAAGAGAAAUUCUGUAAUAAAGUGUGGAAAUCUGGAAAAGGAAUAGGUGAAGGGCAGAAUACUUCCAAGCUUUGCAAAACAAACAACAUGAGGCCAGCAGGAUCAGUGGAAACAUCAUUGCCUAUUCUUUUAAUUGAACACUGCGACUUUUCUGUAUGUUUCCAUAAUGAAGAAAACACAUCAUCUGCCCUGAAUACUAGCUAUUUUUGGAUAGGAAGUUCAGCUGGCUUGUUAAUUAUUAAUUUGGCAAACUUUGAAUUAGAAGCUUCUUUAUCUUACAAAGAUUACAGUGACCUCAGCAUUCGGUUUGCCAGAUCAUGUGCAUUAACAAGGAAGGCAGUUAAUGGAAAGGUUUUAUGCUUGAUCACCUCAAUGUUUGAAGGUAUGAUUGCUGUGUUGGAAGUUAACCUCGCUGCUAUGGUGAGAGCUCAGCAGAGUAAUUUUCUCCUAUGCGGAAACAGGAACAGUCCAUCAGUUAUUGCCAGGUGUUCUUUACUGAGAAAUUCUCCAUUGUGCAAAGGUUUAAAGAAAAACAUGAAAGAACCUCCUAGGAAAACACUUGGAGUGAAAAGCACGGUGAGAGACCAGCCGUUGGUUUUCCAUGAUAAAAUUAAGUCAUCAGGUUAUACAGCAGCACCACGAAUGAUCAUGUUCUCUCCAAAUAAUAACCUGAAGAAAAAUGAGGUGCCAAAGCAGAAGACCAGUUGCAAACGUAAAAAUAAAGAAUAUCCCUUGGAAAGCUCUCCUCCAAUCAAAUAUGAGAAAGAGAUAUCUGUUACUUGUAAACCAACCCUGAUAUGUUGCAUUCAGUAUUCUGGAGGUGGAGAGAUGCUGGCUUGCGGCCUGGCUGACAAGACUGUACUGAUAUUCAAUUCCAAUCUCACCGACACCCAUAAUGUUUUUUCAGGUCACGAUGGUGCGGUUAACUCUGUUGGCUGGAGUCAUGACAAGAAGUGGUUAGUUUCUGCAUCAGAAGACAGAAGUUUAAGGGUCUGGUCAGUCCACAAUAAUGAACCUGCCCUAAUUCUGGGCAAAGAGAAGUUCCAUAAGACUGUACGCUUUGCACAAUUUUAUUUUAUAGAUACAUUUAUAUUGCUGUGUUGUGGAGCUGAAUUUCAUCUAUUAAGUUUCCAUCCAGACACAACCAAGGAUGACCUCAAACGAUAUAAACAGAGAAGUGUUUGUAAAUUGGUUCAGAAAUUUCCCAUGGCUUCAACAACGGAGAUUACCAGCCUGUCAGCAGUAAAUGAUUUCUACUCUCAUAUUGUACUUACAGCUGGCAGCAACCGAGCGUUGGAAGUUUUUGACCUGAAUGCAGGCUGCAGCACAGCAGUGAUACCAGAAGUUCAUACCAGAUCAGUCCAUCAGAUCUGCCAAAAUAAGGGGUCGUCAUUCAGCGCUCAGCAACCUGAAGCUUACAAUCUUUUCAUGACCACAGCGGCAGGUGAUGGCAUCAAACUGUGGGACUUAAGAACACUGAGGUGUGAACGUCGUUUUGAAGGGCACAGCAGCCGCUGCUAUCCGUGUGGAAUUGCAGUAUCUCCUUGUGGACGGUUUAUAGCCAGUGGAUCAGAUGACAAAUGUGCUUACAUAUAUGAAAUGCAUUCAAGCACUUUUUCACACAAACUGGGGGGACACACAGAAACCGUCACCGACGUGACUUUUAGUCCCUCAUCUCCCCAGCUCGCCACAGCCACCUUGGAUGGCAAACUCCAAUUGUUUGUACCCUGAUAUUUGCCAGCCUGUGGAGCUUUGGCCCCGGCGUUCUGAGAACAACGACUUGCCGAGAGAAAGGAGACUGGUAACUCGCCAUUAGGCAAGCAACGGAAUAUUCGCUUUUAAACUACCGUUUUCUUCUGAUUUUGUUUCUGCAAGUUCCUCAAGCUGUUCUCCAAGUUCUUCUGUUGCACAGUCUGUUACCUUUAUUGCAAAACUAAGGGCAAAGAUCAAGAGGAGAAAGAGGCUACUCAUCAGCCUUCAUUCUAGCACAUCACCACGCAAGUGGCUUUCAGAGGGCUUCCUGGGUGCCAUGGUUAGGUGUGUCCUGCAGUGCUAGACUGGGGCCACUUUACUCUCGAUUGCAAACGCAGGUAAAAUAGCGACUGUUCCAUUUUUAAAGGUAGAUCUGCCUGUGACCAAAUAUUUAAAUUAAUCUGAAAGAGAGAAAAAUUGUCUGUCUUUCUGAAAUGCCAUGGGAGUCUUUCUGUUACACUCCUUUGGGGUUACUGGAUGUUGUUUGAAGGCAGAAUGUUACGGUUUUACCCUUUAAACUAAAUUUUGUAAAUUUCUUAGGGAAUAUGUAAGAAAGUUCUCUUUAAAAUAUUAUCUUAUUGCUACAGUCUGAUAUUAUUAAAACAGCUUUAAAUGUAAAGAAAUAAUUUCUGUCUUUUAAUAACAAUUUAAAUAUCUUUUUAAAAUUUUAAGUACAAUGAAAAUAAAG
Molecule: messenger RNA, 4895 nt
Organism: Phalacrocorax carbo (great cormorant)
Lineage: Eukaryota; Metazoa; Chordata; Aves; Suliformes; Phalacrocoracidae
Source: RefSeq, a predicted model, not a curated record